Molecule: messenger RNA, 1050 nt
Organism: Penicilliopsis zonata CBS 506.65
Lineage: Eukaryota; Fungi; Ascomycota; Eurotiomycetes; Eurotiales; Aspergillaceae
Exons: 3
Coding region: 67-981 (304 amino acids)
Biological process (GO): lipid storage
Cellular component (GO): lipid droplet
Molecular function (GO): lipase activity
Source: RefSeq, a predicted model, not a curated record
CCGAGUACCAACUAAGGACUACCAACUACCUCUACCUCUAUUCUAUUGACUACAGCGAUUAUCGCAAUGAAACCAACAAUAUCAUCAGAAGUCUUCUUCUCCAACUCAACCACAGAUACAUCCGUCUUCUUUAUCCCCGGCAACCCCGGUCUGGUAGAGUACUACCACCUCUUCCUUUCGCUGCUGUCUUCACAGCUCCAGGACGCAUGCAGCAUUUACGGCUGUUCCCUGGGGGGGUUCAUAGAGAGAACCCGUCUCUACAGUCUGGAGGAGCAGAUCGGAUAUGUUGAAGGGUGUCUUGAGAAAUUCAUCGCCUCCCGCGGGGCGAAGAAGACAAAGGUGAUUCUGAUCGGACACUCUGUCGGAUCAUAUAUCGCGAUGGAAAUCAUACGCAGACACCAUGAGAAGAAUACCGCCGAGAAGAAUAAUAAUGAUAUCUCCUUUGAAAUCAUCGGUGGGACGAUGCUCUUCCCUACCGUGAUGGAAAUCGCAGACUCUCCGUCAGGAAGAAAGUUAACAUCCCUCCUUUUCAUCCCUAAACUCCCAUCUCUCGCCAACUUCCUCUCUCGAGUCCUCACUUCUCUCCUUCCAGCUCCUCUCCUACGCUGGACUGUCCAGAGAGUGACGGGGAUGCCCGAGCCGGCACUCCAGACCACCCUGUCUUUUCUACGGAGCAGACAGGGAGUCGAACAGGCUUUGUACAUGGCCGCCGACGAGAUGAAGACCAUCACGACAGAUAAAUGGACGGAUGAGAUCUGGGGCAUUCAAGGACCGAUCGAACUGUUCUUUUACUUUGGUCGCGAUGACCAUUGGGUUGCCGAGGAGACGAGGGAGAAGAUCAUGCAGUCGCGAGGACGGCAUGAUGAUGGACCGACCAUGGUGGUUUGUGAGGAGGGAUUGCCUCAUGCCUUUUGCAUCAGUAGGUCUUUUUCUUCUUUCUUUCUUUCUUCCUUUCUAUACAAGCUAAGUAUUAGGGAAUAAUGAGGUUAUGGCGAACAAGGUUGCGAAGAUGGUCAGAGACAUCAUUACUCAUGAUAAACUAGAAUAGAC